GUUCGCCUUCAGCUCGGUGGUCUACGGCACCAGCUACCGGUCCAUGAACUCCAUGGCAAAGCCGUCUUUCACAGACGAUGGCAGCCUUGCCGACGGGGGAAUUGACCUGAAUAUGGAGCAGGGGAUGGCAGAGCACCUCAAGGAUGUGAUCCUGCUGACAGCUAUAGUCCAAGUGCUGAGCUGCUUCUCACCCUACGUCUGGUACUUCUGGCUCUUGGCUCCGGGGCGCGCGCUCUACCUCCUCUGGGUGAACAUCCUGGGGCCCUGGCUCACAGCAGAGGCCUCACCCACCGCCCAGGAGCCCAACGAGAAGAAGCAGCGCCGACAAGAACGCCGGCAGAUGAAGCGUUUCUAGCCCUGGCCUGGGGGUAGAUAACGUGAUCUCUCAUCUCCACGCUGUUGUUUCAUCAGGGAUGCGACCGAAACCAAUCCGAAACCACCGCAGUAGCUCUCGCCCCUCUGCCACUGCUGCCAUUCCGCUCGAAAGGCCGCAAGAGACUUCCCUUGGUUGGGUCUUGGUGCCGGCUGAGGCCUUGCUCCUUGGGAUGACAAGGGGGGGGUGAUGCUGGGAUGUGUGUAAAUACCUUUUUAAAGCAGUGCUGUAUCGCGUUCGAGGUUGGGGAGUGCAAUGUUGGAGGAAAUAGUACAUUAAAGAGCAGAGUCUAA
This is a messenger RNA of Manacus vitellinus (golden-collared manakin), 666 nucleotides long. RefSeq names its product transmembrane protein 208 (gene TMEM208). The coding region runs from base 44 to 355 and encodes 103 amino acids. Gene Ontology annotation, biological process: vacuolar protein processing. Gene Ontology annotation, cellular component: intracellular membrane-bounded organelle. The record is from RefSeq and is a predicted model, not a curated record. Lineage: Eukaryota; Metazoa; Chordata; Aves; Passeriformes; Pipridae. The transcript is spliced from 3 exons.